UUGUUUUUUUUUGCACCUUGCCAACCUCGAAGACCGCCGGAGGAUCUUUGUUUCUGGAAGCUUGUGGGACAUUCGUGGUUGACAUUCCCACCGAGUUUAACUGUUUACAUUCGUGUGUUUACUCUGGGCAAGACUUUUGGGUUUUGUUUUUUGGUUUUUUUACUUUGUCACAAUGGCUCGUAUGAACAGACCGGCCCCUGUGGAGAUCACCUACAAAAACAUGAGGUUCCUCAUUACCCACAAUCCCACCAACGCCACCCUGAACAAGUUCAUAGAGGAGCUGAAGAAAUAUGGAGUCACCACCGUAGUGAGAGUCUGUGAGGCCACCUAUGAUGCCACCCUGGUGGUGAAGGAGGGAAUUCAAGUUUUGGAUUGGCCUUUUGAUGAUGGAGCUCCUCCCCCCAACCAGAUCGUGGAUGAUUGGCUGAACCUGCUGAAGUCAAAGUUCAGGGACGAGCCCGGCUGCUGCAUCGCUGUGCACUGUGUGGCAGGGCUGGGAAGAGCUCCUGUUCUGGUCGCACUCGCCCUGAUAGAAUGUGGGAUGAAAUAUGAAGAUGCUGUCCAGUUCAUUCGACAGAAGCGUCGGGGAGCGUUCAACAGCAAGCAGCUGUUCUACCUGGAGAAAUAUCGCCCAAAGAUGCGCCUGCGCUUCAAAGACUCCAAUGGCCAUCGCAAUAACUGCUGCAUCCAGUAGAGCCAAACCCUGAGCUGACCUCGCAGUACAGAAGAGAUUUGUUAACCCGGCCUUCCUUAGAAUCAUUGUGUUGGUGGUUUUUAUUUGGAAAAUCAUGUUUAGUAACGCCCCUGUCCCUUCCACCAUGUUUAGUAACGCCCCUGUCCCUUCCACCAUGUUUAGUAACGCCCCUGUCCCUUCCAUCUUCAGGUUCAAAAUUAAGUGUCAAAAAAAAGAGUUGUGUGAACAAGAAUCACGGUUUUUCUUCUUUGUGUGUCCAAACAAAAAGGUAGUGCUGAGUUGUUACUGUAAGACAUUGGAUUGUUUUCUGCAGACACAUCCCAAAGAUUUUGAAUGACUCGUGCGAUGAUGUUACCUGAGAACGUUCUAAUCAGAAAACAGACAAUUUUACUUUAUGUGAGCAACUAUGUCCCCGUUCGGUUUUAGGGUUCCUAGCUAGGGUAGACUGACCAGAAAGAGGUUUGCCUUCCUUCAAAUCAGAUGGUUCAUCCGUAAAUGCCUUACAAUCGAGGUGGCGCAAAGGCGGUUGAGGCUGGCAUUUGAAAAAGGUGUUCCAUUUUUCUACUCUGAACAAGAAACGGAAACCGUUGCCUUUGUCUUGUGCAGGACAUCUUACACGCACUUCUGUCCUUUCAGUAACUAGUUUUAUAUUAUAAAAUGCUUAAUUGUUGCAGUACUUGUCAGUUGAAAGUCUAGGAAUUCGUACUCUUUUCUUUUCUCUCUAUCAGAAUUUUUGUUUUCUAAUUAACUGCAAUGUCCAAAAUGUGAUUUUUUUUUUUUUUUAUUUUUUUUUUUUUUCUUCAAACUGGACUUCCGGCAUCUGCGAUAUUUUGUAUGCCUUUUUAUUUGAUGUCCGUAACUUAAGACUUGGAUACUUGAUGAUUUUAUGUAUUUGAAAAUGUGUACUAUUAAUAUUAGGUUGGCUAUUUAUACUAUCAAUGGAUGUGUGAUUUAGUACCGUGAGUGACAAAGUCGUACCUGUUCACCAACUUGUGAGAGUACAUUAAAUGAUACACUGAAAAACAAA
Messenger RNA from Monopterus albus (swamp eel), 1721 nucleotides. It is a transcript of the gene ptp4a1, whose product is annotated as protein tyrosine phosphatase 4A1. Gene Ontology annotation, biological process: protein dephosphorylation. The transcript has 5 exons. Bases 173 to 694 code for a protein of 173 amino acids. NCBI's taxonomy places the organism in Eukaryota, Metazoa, Chordata, Actinopteri, Synbranchiformes, Synbranchidae. The record is from RefSeq and is a predicted model, not a curated record.